Messenger RNA from Manis pentadactyla (Chinese pangolin), 4260 nucleotides. RefSeq names its product syntabulin (gene SYBU). Lineage: Eukaryota; Metazoa; Chordata; Mammalia; Pholidota; Manidae. Bases 1950 to 3539 code for a protein of 529 amino acids. The record is from RefSeq and is a predicted model, not a curated record. The transcript has 5 exons. Gene Ontology annotation, cellular component: cytoplasmic microtubule; vesicle. Gene Ontology annotation, biological process: axonal transport of mitochondrion; synapse maturation.
UUUUGCAAACAUACAGGUACUGUGGGGGUAUAAGUUAAGUUAAAGGAGACCCCAUAAUACAAAGGUUGAAACCAGACAGAAGUUUAUUCUCUUGUUAAGCAGCACAUAGGCGUUCAGGUGAUCCAGCCCAGAGGGCAGCUCUGUCAGGCUGGCUGUCACCUGCCAGGCAGGCGGAAGGGCAGAAGGAAGAAGAAGGAGGGGACACUCACCCUGCCAUCUUAAGGUCAGGACACAGAGGUGGCACAUGUCAUUUCAGUUAUAUCCCAGGAUAUCUUAGUCAAGUGGGCAUCUGUUUUAUGGAAGAAAGGGAGUGUGGAGGUGAACAUUGGGGGACAACAAGCAGGUUGUCACAACGUCUGCUGUACAACAUAGAGGCGGCUGGUUUUUCCAUUUUUCUGGAGAUAUAUGUGUGUAUUCUUCACUCCAAAGCAAUUUAUUUCCCAAGUUCAGUUAGUAAGGAAUAUGGGUUUUUGCUGUUUCUACAACUUAACCAUUGACUGUAUUGCCAUUUAAAGUGAUCUUUAGAAGCCUGGAGAAGUCAUACUGCAGGAAUAAUUACAAAAUCUGUUUUUGAAUUUCUCGGCUCCCUUCAUUUACAUCAAUGCCAUCAGUUGACCUCGGGAGGUAGCCCAAACUCGCACUGAUGGGGGACAGCUCAGACUGGUGUGUCUUUUUUAUAUGGUACUUUUUAUUCAAAGAAGGUAAUUAAGAGAGAGACUUCUAUAAUAAGAGGCUUUGGAAAGGCUGUAAUGUAAGGGAUUUCUUCUUUUCUGAGAGGUAAUUGUGGGAGGAGGGGUACAUCACCUUGUAUUUAGACACUGAAUAGGGUGGACCCAGCCACCUGCAAAGCAGUGGGGGAGGGGAGUUAGUGUACAAAAGGGGUUCUUCUGUAAUGGAAGGAAAUGUUUUCUUUUUUUGUUUUCUUUACAAUAUACAGAAAUAAUUAAUACUUAGCUUUUUCAGGUUGCCGUGAGAGUCAUAAAAUAUAUUAGGUAGAUAGCAGAGCAUAUGCACCAUGUAAAUACUGUAUAGUGCUAAGAGGGAAACACACAUAUACUGUAUCUUUGCAAAAAUCAGGGUCAGCAUUUAGCAGGAAGUUGUGUUUCAACUGAGUUUUUGCCUGGGAAGUAGUAUGUGCUUGAUAAAUGAUCACUGUCAUUACUAUUACUAAAUGAGAAUCAAGGAAAGUUUUCAAAUAGCACAACUUCAAGGCACUUGAAUGUCCACUCGCCAUCUCAUCUGCAUUGGUUCUAUUUUAUCAGGGAUGCCUUCUGAAUUAUUAAUUAUUAGCAGAAUCAUUCUGAUAUAAUGGAGGGCUUUGAUGGAAUCUUAAUAAACAUGUUUAAGCAAACCUAGUUGGAAGGAAUAUGUCGACAGUUGUCCUAAAGAGCCCUUGAUUCCAUUUUCUCCCUUUGUAACGAGAUCCCCCCAUCCUCUCUCCCAGGCAACACUGUGAAGUGCCUUGCAUAUUUAAAUAGCUGGAAUUCAUGGAGCACACCAAGCAUUUUCCUCAAAGCUUCACAUGCUUGCCAUUAAAUUAAGGAGUGUGUGGGGUUUUAAUGUAAUUUCUUUCUUGCCCAUUGGGAUAUAAUCAUUAUAGAAAGACUGUUUUGCUUCAACGUUGUCAAAGGAAUACUUCUAUUCGACAAUUUGGCGUUUCUUUAAAUGCUUUGUGUCCAUUCAUGAGGGCGAUGGUUCAUUUGAAAUGCUGCAGUCACCAGGGAGAAGCUCCUGGGCUCUUCCCUGAUAGGCAGGCCUUCCCCCUGCCUCCUGUUGCUAUGGUGCCCAGCAGAGUAACUUCUUUGCCCUGCACUUGGAGGAGGUUCGUCUCCAUGGAUACCCCACUCUGAUACUGUACUCCACCAGGAGAUGAGCUGCACACACUGUAUUUCUGCACAAGACUUACCCCAGCCUGUGGUGGGAGGCUGUUUGCAGAGGCAGUAUUUGCCAUGAAAGUCUACGGAGCUUACCUUCUAAGUAGUGAAGCUGAUUUUAGCUCCUCAAGCAGCACGGGCAGCAUUUCCGCUCCUGAGGUCCAUAUGUCUGCAGCGGGAAGCAAGCGGUCCUCUUUCUCACGCAAUCGAGGUCCCCAUGGGCGGAGUAACGGAGCUUCAUCGUGCAAGGCCGGCCACAGCCCACCCUCCCCACGGGAGAAGGACCUUCUGUCCAUGCUGUGCAGGAAUCAGCUGAGCCCCGUUAGCAUCCAUCCCAGUUAUGCACCUUCUUCCCCAAGUAGCAGCAACUCUGGUUCCUACAAAGGCAGUGACUGCAGCCCGGUCAUGAGGCGGUCUGGAAGGUACAUGUCCUGCGGUGAAAACCAUGGUGUCAAACCCCCAAAUCCCGAGCAGUAUUUGACCCCUCUGCAGCAGAAGGAGGUCACGGUGAGGCACCUGAAGACCAGGCUGAAGGAGUCCGAGCGCCGACUUCAGGAGAGGGAAGGCGAGAUUGUGGAGCUCAAGUCUCAGCUGGCCCGCAUGCGAGAAGACUGGAUUGAAGAGGAGUGCCACCGGGUGGAGGCCCAGCUGGCCCUCAAGGAAGCCAGGAAAGAGAUUAAACAGCUCAAACAGGUCAUUGAAACUAUGAGGAGCAAUCUGGCUGAUAAGGAUAAAGGCAUCCAAAAGUAUUUUGUGGACAUAAACAUUCAAAACAAGAAGUUGGAGUCUCUGCUUCAGAGCAUGGAGAGAGCACACAAUGGCUCUCUGAGGGAUGAACUGUGUCUAGACUUUCCAUUCGAUUCCCCAGAAAAAAGCUUCACGCCAAACACCCCUUUUGGAAAGAUGGCUGAUGGGCUUUCUCUGGCAGAGCCGGUCACAGAAGAAGGGGCUGACGGUGAGCUGCUGGUGGGAGACAGCCUGGUCGAUGGCACAGAUUUGUUUGAUGAGAUGGUGGCAGCCAUCACCGCAGAGGCUGGGAACCUGGAGCUUGUUGCUGCCACCCCUGGGGCAGAGGUCCUUGAGGUCCUCCCCAGGGGGGUGGGUCCUGAGGAGGCCAGGGCGAUGGUGGAGCAAGCUGUGCAGACCGACGUGGUGCCCUACAGCCCUGCCGUGUCAGAGCUCAUUCAGCACGUGCUCAAGCUCCAGGACCCCUCUCCCUCUCCCCCCACAUCCCCUGAUGAGUCCGGGCCUGACUCAGUGGAAAGCUUCCUCGAGUCCAUCUCUGCAUUAGUGGUUGAUUUAACUCCAAGAAAUCCAAACUCAGCCAUCCUCUUGUCUCCCGUGGAGACCCCAUACACCACGGUGGGUACGGGGGCUUGUGAAAACCGCCUCAUGAGAGAGCUGGAUUUUGCAGGCCCCACAGAAGAAAGGUUGAACGGCAUCAUCCCGCUGUCCUCGGGGGCCGUUGGGAGGCAGUACUGGAGCAGCAGCUUCCUGGUGGAUCUCCUGGCCGUGGCUGCUCCUGUGGUUCCCACGGUUCUGUGGGCAUUCAGUACUCAGAGAGGGGGGACAGAUCCCAUCUACAACAUCGGAGCCUUGCUGCGGGGCUGCUGUGUGGUUGCCCUGCAUUCACUCCGCCGCACCGCCUUUCACAUCAAAACCUAAAGAGCAGUUGUUUCUGUGUGCCAGUUUGUCCUGUGUGGCGUGCCAGGUGGAGAAGCAGCAGGUCGACUUGAGGCGGUCCCUGUUCUGUCGUUUUGCUCCUUGGUAUUUGAUUUGCACUAUAUUUAGUUGAUGCCUGUUCACUGUUUAAAACCAGAGGUCUCUUCAAAGGCAUGGAGACCUGGUUCAAGUAAAUGUCCCACCAGUGUGGUAUAGAAAGCAUGCUCAUGAUCCUGCCGUGUCGUCUGAGGUGCCCUUUCUUAUCCUAUUGGUUCAGGAAAAGAAAAUGCAAAGUUUGCACUUUGAAGACAGCUUCUAUAAGGCUGGCAUGUUAUCUCCUCGCUUUGCUUCGUGCUGUUUUAAAAUGUGUAAUUGUUACAGCAUUCCAAUGGUCUUGUGCAUAGCAGGGGACUGUAACCAAAAAUAAAAAUGUAUUUGUGUAAUUGGUCUGAAGAAAUCUUGAAUAGCUCUUUAGUGUCUUACUCGGGGUUGAUAAGGUUUGAGUGUUUGCAAUUUUUUACUAAAUGUAGCUCCAAGGUCUUAAAAUGGCUUGUUUGUUCUUAAACCUCUUAAUUGAUGAAACUGUAUGUAAGUUUACAAUGUAUUAACUUAUUUUUUGCUCAUUAUGUAUAGUGUUUUAGUGGAAAUUGUAACCAUACACUUCAGCAUGAUGAAAAUAAAGAUUAGUGUUUCCAUUUAAAUAAAUGUUCUAUCCAAUAAAUAA